CAGGAGACCCGCAUUAAUUUUUUUUCUUCUCUGGUUGGCACCCCCAUCCCUGCCACCCUGGCGCCUGCGCAGAGAAUUUAUUUCGCUCGACUUCCCCAGACACCUUUCUUCCUUCUCUCUCCUACUCCCCCAAACUCUCCCCUCAGUCCUUUCUUUGUUUUUGGAAAAGACCACCAUCCUUCAUCAUGUCUACCGAAGAGAAGCCCAAGGUUUUGGGCAUGCCCCCUUUCGUCGCUGAUUUCCUCAUGGGAGGUGUCUCCGCCGCUGUCUCCAAGACUGCUGCUGCCCCCAUCGAGCGUGUCAAGCUCCUCAUCCAGAACCAGGAUGAGAUGAUCAAGUCUGGUCGUCUUGACCGCCGCUACGCCGGCAUUGGUGACUGCUUCCGCCGCACCAUGGCUGACGAGGGUGUCAUGUCCCUGUGGCGUGGCAACACCGCUAACGUUAUCCGUUACUUCCCUACCCAGGCCCUGAACUUCGCUUUCCGUGACAAGUUCAAGAAGAUGUUCGGCUUCAAGAAGGACCGUGACGGUUACGCCAUGUGGAUGCUUGGUAACCUUGCCUCCGGUGGUGCUGCUGGUGCCACUUCCAUGUUGUUCGUCUACUCUCUUGACUACGCCCGUACUCGUCUUGCCAACGAUGCCAAGAACGCCAAGUCCGGUGGUGAGCGUCAGUUCAACGGUCUCAUUGACGUCUACCGCAAGACCCUCGCCUCUGACGGUAUUGCCGGUCUCUACCGUGGUUUCAUGCCUUCCGUCGCUGGUAUCAUCGUCUACCGUGGUCUCUACUUCGGCAUGUACGACUCCCUCAAGCCCGUCCUCCUCACUGGUAACUUCGCCGACAACUUCCUUGCCUCUUUCAUGCUCGGCUGGGGUGUCACCACUGGUGCCGGUAUUGCUGCCUACCCUCUCGACACCAUCCGUCGUCGCAUGAUGAUGACCUCUGGUGAGGCUGUCAAGUACAAGAACUCCUUCGACGCUGCCCGCCAGAUCAUUGCCAAGAACGGUGUUAAGUCCCUCUUCAACGGUGCUGGUGCCAACAUUCUCCGUGGUGUCGCCGGUGCUGGUGUCUUGUCCAUCUACGACAAGCUCCAGGUCCUCAUGUUUGGCAAGGCCUUCUCUGGUGGCUCUGGUUAAAUACCAUGAACCCUCACAUUCCUGUAUAGAAUACGAUGGUGUAAUGGGGUUGGUGAGCGACUCAACAGAGCUUAAUAUAAUGCCUGUUGCGUUCACUUGCAAAAAUGGGGAGAUGGAAAGUUUUGAUGGCGAGGGAAGUUGAAAAGCAGGCUUCGCUCAGCAGGCUCUGCGUACCAGCGCCUUUGCGAACUAGAUUGGUAUCGACAUGGCUGCCAUUUUCUAUGUCGUUGUAAUUUAUACACUUACGCAAUUUCCCUUGUUGUUAAUUGAAUGGAAACUUUGUUUCACCUU
This is a messenger RNA of [Torrubiella] hemipterigena, 1424 nucleotides long. The record is from the annotation of a GenBank genome assembly. Lineage: Eukaryota; Fungi; Ascomycota; Sordariomycetes; Hypocreales; Clavicipitaceae.